Molecule: messenger RNA, 3202 nt
Organism: Doryrhamphus excisus (bluestripe pipefish)
Lineage: Eukaryota; Metazoa; Chordata; Actinopteri; Syngnathiformes; Syngnathidae
Source: RefSeq, a predicted model, not a curated record
GGAGGGGAGUGUCGGGCAGGUGGUGCAUCUCUGGAGAGAAGAAGAACAGUUACUAACCAAUUCACCUUUUAAAAAACGAAACUAGUACAUCGUUUUAUUAUUUAUGAGUGCAAUAUAAAUACAAAUUUGAUGAAAGUGUGUAUUAUGUUUUUUUGUAAUGGCCAAUACUAUACUCCUCAUAGUCACCAGUACAAAUACUCAAUAUUGGCAUUGUUACUGUCAGAUCACAUUUAUGUCAUGAAUUGUCAAGCUAGGUCAACUUUAUUUAUACAGCCCUUAAUCACAAAGGGCUCAACAAUGGCCGCCCUGAUCUGAACGUCCAUGCGGGUGAUGUGUAAUGACAUCCUCAGCCUGAAGGCGGCAGGAGAUCCGGUGUCGAGCCCCAACUCGGUGUGCCUGCGGCUGUCCGGCCUCAGCAAGCGUCAGAUGAGGAUGUGCGCACGGAGACCCGACGUGACGGCCUCGGCCCUGCAGGGCAUCCAGCUGGCCGUCCACGAGUGCCGGCAUCAGCUCCGGGACCAGCGGUGGAACUGCUCCACUCUGGAGACCCUCGGCAGGCUGCUGCACUACAGCGACAUCCUCAACCGGGGUUUCCGCGAGAGCGCCUUCUCCAUGGCGUUGCUAUCGGCGGGCGUGGCCCACUCGGUGAGUUCUGCCUGCAGCAUGGGCAAGCUGCGGGGGUGCAGCUGCGAGGGCAAGCGUCGCCAGGAUGACGACAAGCUCCGUCUGAAGCUCACGCAGAUGCAGAUGGAGAUGCAGAUGGAGAUGCAGAUGCAGAUGCAGACGCUACGGAAAGAUGUCCUGGAGAUGAACGUGGGUUCGCUGAGCUCAGGUCCUCAGACCAAUCUGCCCACCGACCUUCACUCCGGCCGACACGCUGCACUGCUCAAGCCUUUUCAGGAUGAGCUGACCUCCGUGCAGGAGACGUGGGAGUGGGGGGGCUGCCGUCAUGACUUCCGUUUUGGGGAACGUUUUGCCCGGGAGUGGCUGGACUUGCAGGCAGCUUCCAGAGACAUCCACGCUCGGAUGAGGAUACAUAACAAUCGAGUGGGACGACAGAUCGUGGCCGACAACGUGAAAAGAAGAUGCAAGUGUCACGGAACGUCAGGGAGCUGCCAGUUCAAGACCUGUUGGCACGUUUUACCAGAGUUUCGGCUCGUAGGUUCGAUCCUCAAGAAAAAAUUCCUGUCAGCCAUCUUGGUCAACUCCCAGAACAAAAACAACGGGGUCUUCAAUACCCGAAAAAGGAACGGCGACCGCAGGAGAAUGCACGAACUGACCGGCGGUCGUCGUCAAAGCGUAUCCAGGGAGUUGGUCUACUUCGAAAAGUCCCCUGACUUUUGUGAGCGUGACGAGUCCUUGGACUCUCCGGGCACGCAGGGACGGAUCUGCAACAAAACAAGCCACGGCACGGACGGCUGCGGCUCGCUUUGCUGUGGCCGAGGACACAACAUCAUGAAGGAAACGCGCAGCCAACGCUGCAACUGCAGGUUCCACUGGUGCUGCUACGUGCUGUGUGAGGAAUGUCGCGUCUCGGAAUGGGUCAGCGUGUGCAAGUAGGUCACGCCGCUUGUCCUGAACGGCUUUCCUCACAUAUUUGGGACCCCGGAUAUAGAGAUGUGGGAUGUUUAUUUCUUGUCUUUUGUUGCUGCUCUUAGUGUCAAAGGUUGAAGACGAGGCUGACGUCAGAAUGUCGAUGUUUCGAUUGGUCGCAAACACAGAACUGUCAAAAUUGUCUGAUCAUCAAAUUAAUUUAAAUAUUAGCCAAUGACAACACAACUGAACACAAAAUGCAGUUUUUCAUGAAACUUUUCAUUAUUAAGGGAGAAAAAAAUCCAACCUCCAUGGCCCUGUAUGACAGAGCCCCCCCCUAAACUUAAUAAGUGGUCGGACCAACCUUAGCAGCAGAAACCGCAAUCAAGACUUUCAGGAAUUUUGGCUCAUCAUCUUUGCAGAAUUGUUGUCAUUCAGCCCCACUGGAGGGUUUUCAAGCGUGGACCCCCUUUUUAAGGUCACGCCACAACAUCUCAAUCGGGGUCAGAUCAGGACUUUGACCGGACCACUUCUAAAUCUUCAUGUGGUUUUUCUUCAGCCAUUGGGAGGUGGACUUGCUAGUGUGUUUUGGAUCAUUGUAGUGCUGCAGAACCCAAGUUGGUUUCAGCUUGAGGUCACCAACAGAUGACCGGACAUUUUUCACUACUUUAGUGAUUUUUGGUAGAAUUCCUCCUGGUCCUGAAGCAGCAAAACAGCCCCAGACCAUCACACUGCCACCACCAUAUUUUACUGAUGUUAUGAAAUAUUGGACAACUUUUACUGUCAGACCACAGAGUAUUUCCCCAAAGGUCUCGGGAAACAUCAACAUGUUUUGAGACGAGGAAUAAUGUUAUUUUUAUUUAGCGAUGGUUUUCUUUUUGGAACUCAGCCAUAACUGAGGCACCGUUGUGGGGUCUUUUGUGACCUCUUGGAAGAAUUACCUCUUGAGGUAAUUUGGGUUGGCCAGUCACUCUUGGGAAGGUUCGGCAUUUGUGGAUAAUGCCUCCCACUAUGGUUUGCUGGGGUCCCAAAGUUUGAGAAAUGGCUGAAUAACUGGCUGUAUAACUGGCUGUAUAACUGGCUGUAUAACUGGCUGCAUAACUGGCUGUAUAACUGGCUGCAUAACUGGCUGUAUAACUUGAUAGACCGACAGAGCUCAAUGAAAUCCCAGUUAUGUUUUACCAGAGGAAGCAACCCAUCUUUUCCAUAUUUUUCUCCCUUAGUAAUAAAAGUUUUCAUGUAAAAACUGCAUAUUUUGGUCAGUUGUGUUGUCAUUGACUGAUAUGUAAUACUAAUAAGUCUUAUGCUGCCGAUACCGAUCCCAAUAAUCCAUGACUUUCCCUACCAGUGUCUAUGUAUAUUUGUAAAUAAAUAUAUUUUUGGUUAUUACUGGGUCGAUGUUGGCUGAGGGGCUCAGUCUGGGACUUUUUUUUACAAAUAUAAGUUACACAUUAAUGUAAGUAAUAAUGGAUUUGUUGACUUUAUCCAUGGGUGAUAUGAUUCCACAUAGUGUCCGUUUUAAAUAAAAUCCAUAAACGAGCAACGACUUUAUGAAAGAGAUUUCCUGUGAUAACGAUGCUGAGAUGUGUGACUCUUUGCUAAGAUAUCGACGCUCGUCCACUUUUGGUCCCGUUUUAGUAGUAACGCUCAAUGCAGCACAGAUUUUGGA